Bipolaris oryzae ATCC 44560 is the source of this 285-nucleotide messenger RNA. RefSeq lists its product as uncharacterized. Gene Ontology annotation, molecular function: DNA binding; zinc ion binding. The record is from RefSeq and is a predicted model, not a curated record. Lineage: Eukaryota; Fungi; Ascomycota; Dothideomycetes; Pleosporales; Pleosporaceae. The annotation marks the transcript as partial. The transcript is spliced from 2 exons.
GAGGUGUCUCCCAACAACCGCGCUGGCUGCCAAGUCAAGGCCUGCAAAGAUGAAGGCAAAAAGAUUACAAAGGGCGAGUUUCGCUUUGCCGUCCAAGUUACCAUUCACGAGCAUGUUAGCUGGCAAUACCGCCAUUGGGGAUGUGUCACCCCUAAGCAGAUUGAGAAUCUGAAUGAGACUUGCGGAGGCGAUACAGACAUGGUCGAUGGCUACGAUGAACUGCCAGAGGAGUUCCAAGAAAAGGUCAAGUUUGCGCUCGAGCACAACCACAUUCCAGAUGAAGAC